AUGCUGUUUGGUGAUGAUAAAGUUUCACAUUUAUAUCCAACACAUGAUAGUCCUGCACAAACAGCUGGAUUACAUGAUCAAUUAUUAUAUGAUGUUAUUCAUGAAGUUUUUCUUCGUCAUAUUCAAUCUUUAAAUUUUAGAGAACAUGGAACUGGACAUUCAUUAGAUUCAGUUAUGAGUGAUGAAGGUUUGAAUAAUAAAAUUGGAAUUGAUACUAAAACUGGUUUCGUUUAUGGAGGAAAUAGAUGGAAUUUUGGAACAUGGAUGGAUAAAAUGGGUUCAAGUGAUAAAGCAAAUAAUAAAGGACAUCCAACUACACCAAGAGAUGGAUCUGUUGUUAAAUUAGUUGGAUUAUCUAGAACUGUUAUUGCUUGUAUUAUUCAAAUGAAUCAAGAAGCACAUUAUCCAUAUGAUUCUGUUGAAACAUCUACUGGAAUUGGUGGAAAAAUGACAUUACUUUUUCCAGAAUGGUUAAAUCAAAUUGAUGAAAAUUUUGAAAAAGAAUUUUGGAUUGAUGAAACAAAUUCAUCAGAAUAUGUUAAUAGAAGACAAAUUUAUAAAGAUACAAUUCAUUCAUCUCUCAGAUGGACUGAUUUUCAAUUAAGACCUAAUUUUAUUAUUGCAGCGGUUAUUGUAAGAAAAUAUGGAAUUAAAACUCUUGAUUCCAGUGAUUAUAAUUGUGUUGGUGGUUAUGUUAAUAAUGAUGAUUCAUAUGAUUAUAAACGAGCACAUAGGUUUAAUUAUCAUAAUGGUCCUGAAUGGUUAUGGUUAACUGGUUAUUAUAUACGAGCAAAGCUUUAUUGGUCAAAACAACAAAAUGAUCAAAAUAUUUUGAAACAAACAAUUAAACAUUGCAAAAAAUUAUUAACACAAUUAAUGGAUUUAUUUUAUUCAAAUGAUUGGAAAGGUUUACCUGAAUUAACAAAUGCUGAUGGAAAUAUAUGUCCAGAUUCAUGUACUGCACAAGCAUGGUCUGCAGCAACUCUUUCAGAAGCCUUCUAUGACCUUCAUUAUUUACAAAUUUAG
Molecule: messenger RNA, 1026 nt
Organism: Rotaria sp. Silwood1
Lineage: Eukaryota; Metazoa; Rotifera; Eurotatoria; Philodinida; Philodinidae
Source: the annotation of a GenBank genome assembly